Molecule: messenger RNA, 942 nt
Organism: Carlito syrichta (Philippine tarsier)
Lineage: Eukaryota; Metazoa; Chordata; Mammalia; Primates; Tarsiidae
Product: olfactory receptor 52H1-like
Exons: 1
Coding region: 1-942 (313 amino acids)
Biological process (GO): G protein-coupled receptor signaling pathway
Cellular component (GO): membrane
Molecular function (GO): G protein-coupled receptor activity; olfactory receptor activity
Source: RefSeq, a predicted model, not a curated record
AUGUAUAACAUGAGCUGUUACAACCCCAGUUCCUUUAUCCUUGUUGGAAUACCUGGCCUGGAGAAGUUCCACGUGUGGAUUGGGAUUCCCUUUUGUGUCAUGUAUGUCAUGGCUAUUGUGGGCAACUGCAUCCUCCUCUACCUCAUUGCAGUUGAACACAGCCUCCACGAGCCCAUGUAUUUCUUCCUCUCUAUGCUGGCCACCAUGGACCUCAUCUUGUCGACUGUCACAGUACCCAAACUCCUCAGUAACCUCUGGCUUGGCUCUCAAGAAAUAACCUUCUCUGGUUGUCUCACUCAGAUGUUCUUCCUCCACUUCAGCUUUGUGAUGGACUCAGCCAUUCUCCUGGUCAUGGCAUUUGAUCGCUAUGUGGCCAUCUGCUUUCCCUUGAGAUACAUGACCAUCCUGACUCUGCCAGUGAUCAUCAAGCUUGUGGUGAGCAUUGUUAUGAGGAGCUUCUCUGUCAUCCUGCCAGAUGUUUUUCUGCUAAAACGCCUACCUUUUUGCAGGACACGUAUCAUCCCACACACAUAUUGUGAGCACAUAGGUGUUGCUCGGCUUUCCUCUGCUGACAUAUCCAUCAACAUCUGGUAUGGAUUUGCUGUACCUCUCAUGACUGUCAUCUUGGAUGUGAUCUUUAUUACUGUUUCCUAUACAUUCAUUCUUCGUGCUGUCUUUCAACUUUCAUCCCAGGGUGCUCGACAGAAGGCCUUCAGCACGUGUGGCUCCCAUAUCUGUGUCAUUCUUAUGUUUUACACACCUGCCUUCUUCUCCAUCCUUGCCCAUCGCUUUGGGCACAGUGUUCCUCAAAAUGUACUCAUUCUGUUUGCUAACUUCUAUGUAGCCAUCCCUCCUGCUCUAAAUCCUAUUGUUUAUGGAGUGAAGACAAAGCAGAUUCAGGACAAAUUUAUUCUCCUCUUCUCUUUGAAGAAGUCACAAUGA